Humulus lupulus (European hop) is the source of this 675-nucleotide messenger RNA. RefSeq lists its product as uncharacterized. Lineage: Eukaryota; Viridiplantae; Streptophyta; Magnoliopsida; Rosales; Cannabaceae. Bases 1 to 675 code for a protein of 224 amino acids. The transcript has 2 exons. The record is from RefSeq and is a predicted model, not a curated record.
AUGGUCGCGGCGAGUAACCCCAAUACAGGUGAGCGACCAAUGCCCAAUAUACCUGAGGAGCAGAUACCUCAUGAUGAAGAUUACCCACGACGACUUGGAAAGCAGCUCAUGUUGGCAGAAGCAACAAAGCACAACGAAGAGUUAGCCAAACAGGUUGCUGGCACCCAGACACCUCCUCGGAGGCCUAGGGGACGUCCUCUUGGGAGCACGGCCGCCAGGAGGGCGGAACAGAUGCCGCCACCAGCAUCUCAGCCAAUUUGGCCAAGGCCCCAGAGGAGUAACCGGGCUGAGGGUACUACCAACCCAAUUGUAGAAGCACAAACAGGAACAGGAAAUAACCGAGCCCCCUCAAUGGCUCGGAACCCGAAUCCUAAUGCUACGCAAAACAACCCGGGGUUUGACCAAGAAAAUUUGGGACCAUUUAGGCUCGGCAAUGGGAGACAGCCACCGUCACUCAUAAGAAACCCACCAUCGCCAAUAAGGCACCCCUCGCCAGUCCAGGAGGUUCCACGACCUACACAUCGAGAUGGAAAUCGAUGGGCUAGGCAUGGACAAGGGAAUGAAAAAGAAGCAACCCGAGAUCGCAAGACUCCACAGCCUGCGGGAAGCCAAAUGUCAAGAUCACAUACUACUGGGACAAGGAGGCCAGCUGGGGACCCACCUCAUAAUAACUGA